GUGGCAACGGCCAACGACUUUAUUUUCCGAACGUGAAUUUGUAACAAAUACAAUAUUUUAUUGUUGUUUAAAAUGAUUAUAACGAUUUACACUACUAUAUCUGGCACUGCUAGUUGUGUUUAGGGUUAUUUAAAUGUUUGCUAUAAAUAAAACUCGUCUGCUGUAGAUCGAUUUCGCUGUGCUCGUCAUUAUACAGCCGUUCCUAUUUGAAGGGCUCUGGCGUUUGAUAGGAAGCUAGCUAGCUAGUAAGGCAGGGCGAGUAGAGCUGUAGACUGGACUAACUCGGCUGCCUACUUUAACCACGGGAAUGCAUUGGCAGUCUUUGUGUCGUUGGUGAAACUAAAGCGGUCAAUGCCAACGAUUCCUCCGAAGGCGAUGGGCCGGUGUGCAGGUGAGCCGACGUGAGAACCGACAGGAACCGCUUCAGUCCGUUCGCACAUGGGAACCGUGUCGCUCAACCUCAUCCGCAUUUUAACAGUUUGAAGACAGACAUUUCUAAAGACAGCAUGACAACUGUACGAGGAGCCCAUUCACACAAAGCAAGCCCCUCUUUACCUAAGGAGAAUGGACACGCACCCCCGAGCCCCAACUUUCCCUCAGCGGAGAAUAUACCCGAUGAUACCCCGAUGUCCUCGACCAGCGAGCUGGCUCAGAGCUGGGUUCACGUUGCCAAAACGUUUGUUCUCAUUUUCCCUAUUUACGCAUUGGGAUAUUUUGAGUUCAGUUUCAGUUGGCUGUUGAUUGGACUUGUUCUCUUUUUCUGCUGGAGGAGAAACCUAGCAGGGAAAAACAGCCGACUGAGACGAGCUCUUGCUUUCUUUGAGCAGGAGGAGAGAAGUGCCAAGCAGAGUCUGAUGACCUCUGAAUUACCACCAUGGGUCCACUUCCCAGAUGUAGAGAGAGUGGAGUGGCUAAACAAGACGGUGAAACAGAUGUGGCCGUACAUCUCCAAGUUCGUGGAGAAGCUGUUCCUCGAGACGAUCGAGCCAGCAGUGAAGGAGUCCAACGCCCACCUCAGCACCUUCUGCUUCAGCAAGAUUGACAUAGGAGACAAACCCCUGAGGGUCAACGGGAUCAAGGUUUAUACGGAAAAUGUGGAUAAGCGACAGAUCAUCAUGGACCUACAGAUCAGCUUUGUUGGCAACACUGAGAUUGACAUAGACAUCAAACGCUAUUACUGCAAAGCCGGCAUUAAAAACAUCCAGCUCCACGGCAUGUUGAGAGUGGUGAUGGAGCCGUUGCUGGGUGAUAUGCCUCUUGUUGGAGCUCUGUCUGUGUUCUUCCUCAAGAAGCCACUUCUGGACAUAAACUGGACUGGCCUCACCAAUAUACUUGACAUUCCGGGGCUCAAGGGUUUCUCCGACAGUCUGAUUCAAGACAUUAUCUAUAGUUAUCUGGUUUUACCCAACCGUGUCACGAUCCCUCUGGUCGGGGAUGUGGAACUGGCCGAGCUACGCUUCCCCAUGCCAAAGGGAGUCCUGAGGAUUCACCUCUUGGAGGCUCAGGAUCUGGAAGGGAAGGAUAAUUUUCUGGGAGGGCUGAUCAAGGGCAAGUCUGACCCGUAUGGCAUCCUGCUGAUCGGCAACCAGCUGUUCCAGAGCAAGACGAUCAAGGAGUGCCUCAAUCCCAAAUGGAACGAAGUUUAUGAGGCUUUGGUGUACGAGCACUCAGGUCAACACCUUGAGAUAGAGCUGUUUGAUGAAGAUCCGGACAAAGAUGAUUUCCUGGGAAGCCUGAUGAUCGAUUUGACUGAGCUGCACAAAGAACAGAAGGUGGAUGAGUGGUUCGACUUGGAAGAGGCUCCUACUGGGAAACUCCACUUAAAACUGGAGUGGCUAUCUCUGCUCUCCACUCCUGAGAAGUUGGACCAGGUGCUGCGAAGUGUGCGUGCAGACAGAAGCCAGACAAAUGAUGGAUUAUCAUCAGCGCUGCUUGUGGUCUAUCUGGACUCAGCAAAGAACCUACCAUCUGCAAAGAAGAGUAGCAGCGAGCCCAGUCCUUAUGUCCAAAUGACAGUUGGACACAAAAGUCUUGAGAGUAAGGUCCGGUACAAGACCAAUGAGCCUCUGUGGGAAGACUGUUUCUCAUUCCUCGUUCACAAUCCCAGGAUGCAGGAGCUCGAGGUGGAGGUAAAAGAUUACAAGCACAAAUGCACCCUCGGUAAUUUGACGGUGCCUUUGAGAAGUCUGUUGGCGGAGGAGGACAUGACGCUGACUCAGUGCUUUCCUCUCAGGAAUUCCGGGCCCAGCUCCACCAUCAAACUCAAGAUGGGCCUGAGGAUCCUGUCCCUGGAGAAGCAGGUAUCCUCAGACCAGCCCUCCUCCGUCCAAGUCAGGGCGUCCAGUGUUUCGCAGCCAACCGCAGCCCCUCCCCAGAGACAAUCAAGCACAGAUUUCCCACUGCCUUCACCCACAUCUCCACCUAUGGACGCUUCCACCCUCAACCUCCAACAAAGGGACGGCGAGCCGUACUCAGCCGGCCAUGUUCACAGCAUCUCCAACCUGAGCACCUGCAUAUCUAGCUCCCAGAAACACCUGCCUCAUAACGAGUCCACACCCAGCCUGGCCUCGGAUAUCUCUCUGCCCUUCGCCACCUUGGAGCUCCAGCAAAGGCUUCGUCUGCUGCAGAAUGGCUCGGCCCCCAGCCAGUACCCCCUGGGUGAGGUCCAACUGACUGUUCGACACAGCUCCCAGAGGAACAAACUAGUUGUGGUGGUGCACGCCUGCCGUAACUUGAUAGCCUUCACCAAAGACAGUUCAGAUCCCUUCAUCCGCCUCUACUUGCUGCCUGACAAGAGCCGGACGGGGAGGAGGAAGACCAGCACGAUGAAGAGGACCCUUAAUCCUGUUUAUGAUCAAACGUUUGAGUUUAGUGUAUCUAUGGUGGAGCUCCACAGGAGAACCCUGGAUGUAGCAGUGAAGAACGGUGGGAGCAUCCUGUCCAAACACAAAGGACUUUUGGGAAAGGUGCUGGUAGAUUUAAGUGGGGAUGAUAUAUCUAAAGGAUGGACACAAUGGUAUGAUCUGAGUGAAGAUGGUUUGUCGUCUCAAGGCAUAAGAAGUAUUCACGACCCCCUCAUAUAGUGAAACUGCCCCUCCAUAUAGUGAUCUUGUUAAUAAAGGAUGCAUCAUUUUGUUGUA
Molecule: messenger RNA, 3140 nt
Organism: Micropterus dolomieu (smallmouth bass)
Lineage: Eukaryota; Metazoa; Chordata; Actinopteri; Centrarchiformes; Centrarchidae
Gene: esyt2b
Product: extended synaptotagmin-like protein 2b
Exons: 23
Coding region: 507-3083 (858 amino acids)
Biological process (GO): lipid transport
Molecular function (GO): lipid binding
Source: RefSeq, a predicted model, not a curated record